Molecule: messenger RNA, 4088 nt
Organism: Dromiciops gliroides (monito del monte)
Lineage: Eukaryota; Metazoa; Chordata; Mammalia; Microbiotheria; Microbiotheriidae
Product: interleukin-1 receptor type 1-like
Exons: 13
Coding region: 1016-2815 (599 amino acids)
Biological process (GO): regulation of inflammatory response; signal transduction
Molecular function (GO): interleukin-1, type I, activating receptor activity
Source: RefSeq, a predicted model, not a curated record
UGUGCCUGUGGGGAGCUCAUUUGUUAAAUGUGCCUUUCUCUGUCUCACUUUCAUUUGGAAAGUGGGGGUGGAAUCGGUGGCUUCCCAACGUCCUUUUUGAAAUCCAUGACUCUAAGACGCAGAGAUUUGUAUAGAAGGCCCUAAAAGAUGCCAAAGACACCAACUUUUUCAGCCUUCCUUCCUUGCCCAUUCAAACUCCCUUGUUCUUAAGGAACUUGGGAACAGCUUGGCUCCAGAGGGGGACCCCAGGGCACGGCUUCAGGCCAGUGGACUUUCAUUCCUUCCCUAGGCUCAAAGGAGCUCCCAAAGGAAACUUUCCAGGCAGGAAGCAGUGCCACAUUUCUAGCCCCUGAGUUUAAUCCUGGGUUUGGACAGCCCUCCCAGCCGUCCAGACGGAGGAGGAGAGGGCUGCUGCCUUCCCCCCCUCCAGCCGAGCAAGGGGAGGAGUACAGGCCAGUGGCCAGGCUGGGUGGGAGGGAGCUCCAUGCGGGGAGCUGGGAGACAAGGGGAGGCCCUGUUGAAGAGAAGCUCGACUUCAAGCCUCCCAAAUCCUCCAGCUCCUGGCUAGUGCGGCCGAUCCAUGCCUCCCCAAGAGGGCGCAGGAAGCGAGAUGGAAGAGUCCAAAUGGCAGAGCUCUGCUGCCCAGGACUGGCUUUGGACGCCUUAGAGGGAUAGGGAGGAAAUUCGCACUGCACCCGCGGCCCGGCGGCCCUGGGAGCAUCCGCGGAGCGCAGCGGGAGGCCCCGAGAGGCCGGAGGUUUCCCUGUUUCUCCCGAGGCAAGCUGUGUAAGUGCAGUUAGCAGUUCUGAGCUCCAAGACAUCAGAGUCGGCGGUUCACCGGCGGAGGGCUUUGCCGCGCCCCAGGGAGCUGGGGGCCGGGAAAGGGAGGGAAUCUCCGCAGCACAGCACGGCACAGGCAAGUGAAGAGACAAACAUAACCCUUAGGAUUGGUGACCAGAACCUAACAAAUUGUACCAUGUUGCAUAGGAACAAGCACAGAAACUACUAGGAAAGUAUGAUGACUUUAUUUUGGUAUGCUUGCUUCAUAGUUCUAUCUAUUCCUUCUCUUGAAGCUGGUCCUUGUGUGGAGUCUGAAGAUAAUAUAGUACUUGUUAUUUCUGAAGAUGAACUUGCUAUUCAUAAAUGUAGUUUGAACAUAUAUGACUCUCACAGAAACAUAAGUUGGUAUGGAAGUGAUGGGAAUACUGUCAUCUCUAUGGAUCAGAAUUCUAGGGUUCACCAGCACAGAGAGAUGCUUUGGUUUGUUCCAGCUUCAGCAGAUGACUCAGGAUAUUAUUACUGUGUUGAAAGAAAUUCUACCCACUGCCACAAAAAGAAACUCAAGGUAGAAAUUUUGAAGAAACAUCCUGGAACGUGUUAUGAUAAGCUAUCUGAAUAUCAACAAAAAUUACUUCUAGGAUCUGGUGGUUACCUUGUGUGUCCCCAUUUGGAUAUUUUUAAAGAUGAAAAUUAUAAUCUACCUAAAGUUCGGUGGUUUAAGGAUUGCAAACCUCUCCUUGGCAAUACAAAAUUUAAUGGACUAAAAGAUAAUCUCUACCUAGAUAAUGUACAGAAAGAAGAUGAGGGGCACUAUACUUGCCUUAUAUCCUAUGGCUAUAUGGGGAAGCAUUAUAACAUUUCUCGGGUAAUACAGCUAAAUAUUAUGGAUAAAGGAAAGAAAAUUAUGCCAGUGAUUCUAACUCCAAAAAACACAACAAAGGAAGUGAAACUUGGAUCUCAAUUGCUUUUGGACUGCAACUUCACAGGUCAAAAGAAUGACCUUCAAUAUUGGACUUGGAAUGGAUCAUUUGCUUCCUAUGAACCUAAUAUUACAUUGUCUGAACUUCCAGCUUUGAAUUUAAACAAUACGGACAUUGUUACAAGGGUUUCCAGGCUGGUCAUUUUAAAAGUGGAAAGUAGGCAUUAUUUGUACCCAUUUUUAUGCUGGGUUAUCAAUGAUGCUGGUAUAGUUACAACAUAUAUUGCCUUGAGACCACCAGUCUCAGAUUCCAGAAUGUACCUGAUUGGAGGAUUCAGCGCUUUGGCAUUAAUGGUUGCAUUCUCUAUAUUUCUCUACAAAUUCUUCAAGGUUGAAAUUGUGCUUUUGUAUAGGGAUUCUUGCCAUCCUUAUUUCCUGAAAAAAGAGGAAGAAAUGAACAGGUCUGGGGGCAUCCCAGAUGAAUUCUGUUUGUUUAGCAUCACAGAGGAAAAAACAACAACUAAUCACUCACCAGUCUACUUAAAGGAGAGGAUGGUGGAAUUUAUGGCUUCAGAUGGAAAAGUCUAUGAUGCGUAUAUAUUAUAUCCAAAAAAUUUUGAAGAAGGGUCCACUUACAUCUCAGACAUCUUUGUCUUUAAAAUCUUGCCUGAAGUCUUAGAAAAUCAAUGCGGAUAUAAUCUGUUCAUCUAUGGAAGGGAUGACCUUGUUGGAGAAGAUGCUAUCAUGGUGACCAAUGAAAACAUUCUGAAAAGCAGAAGACUUAUUAUUGUCUUAUCUGGAGAGCAAUCAAAUUACAACUGGCUGGGAAACACAUCAGAACAGCAAAUAGCUAUGUAUAAUGCUCUUGUCCAAGAUGGAAUCAAAAUCAUCCUGGUUGAACUAGAAAAAAUUAAGAGCUAUGGGAAUAUGCCAGAAUCUAUUAAAUACCUCAGACAAAAGCAUGGUGUCAUUCGAUGGAAAGGGGAUAUCAUGGGAGAAGCCCCAUCUGCAAAGACAAAGUUUUGGAGAUGUGUCAGGUACCACAUGCCAGCACAGUGUCAUGACUCUUUCUCCACAAGGGAACCCCUGGUCCUAGACUCUUGUGCUGAACUCUAAGAAGAAAUAGCACAUGGUACUUUGAGCACUCAGGGAAGCUCUCUGAAAGAUUGCACACAUGACCAGCUGCCUGUUUGCCUUAAAGGAUUUCCAAGCUGGACACACUGUCCCUCCAGUCAUGAGGUGUGUGUGUGUGUGUGUGUGUGUGUGUGUGUGUGUGUGUGUGCGCGUGUGUUUGUGUUUCAGUGUUAAGAGUAGUUCAUAGAGGAGCAAAUCAUUAACAGUGAAGGAACUUAGGUCAAGGAUGGAUGAGGGACACGAUGAAGUGAAGGAAUAUUAAAUAGGGGAAAGAAGGAGAGGGUGGAAAACCUCUACAAUCCUCCUUUUAAAGCCAGCAUUAUGAAACACACCAGCACAUAAAAUAUAAAACUAAGAAGGAGGAAUAUGCAGUAAUUGAGGAUAGAUUUAAAAACCAGUAACUGUUUAGAAAAGGUAUCUGGUAGCUUCAGAAGGCAAAGCAACUAGAAAAUUCCUCCCCAAACUGGGUUGUUAUUGUUGUUUUAAAUUCUUGAGCAAACAGCAUUUCAGCAAGGAAGAAUUUCAGAGAUAUCUUUACAUCCACUUUGUACUGGCUCGAUCCAUUCACAUUUACUGCUGGCUGGCAGUUUGCAAAGAAUGAGUGAGAAUUUUAUAUUGAGACUUUUAAUUGUAUUAGUGGUUAAAAUAAUUCUCUUGGACUGCAAAGCUUUUAAAAUGGCAUUUUACCUUAGGUUUCUGUAGUGAUAGUGACCUAAAAAUAAAAAAGGAAGUUAUCUUUUAUAUCUGGGUCAAGAUUUCACUGGAACACAUAAUAGUUUUUUUUAGAGGCUGGCCUCAAAGGAAAUAAAAAUACAAACAUAUCUUAGAGAAAAAUAGAUUUCUUCUUAUAAGAUCGCAUACAUAGAGAUUUUAGAUGGGAGUUCCAGAUAACCUCAGUCAGUCAGCAAGCAUUUCUUAUAAUACAGUGGUAUAGUACUUAUGAGAAUGUCACACAAAAAAGAAAGAGGAAAAAGGUUCCUAUUGAAUGCCUUAUAAUAAAUUUUAUCUAUAAUGUUCUGCGAAGUAGGUUGGGAGUGUCAGGAAAAUGAUUUUUUUUUUUUUGGCGGGGCAAUGAGGGUUAAGUGACUUGCCCAGGGUCACAAACCUAGUAAGUGCCAAGUGUCUGAGGCUGAAUUUGAACUCAAGUCCUCCUGAAUCCAGGGCUGGUGCUUUAUCCACUGUGCUACCUAGCUGCCCUAGGAAAGUUAAUUCUAAAACAUGCUGGCUGUAACUUAGAAAUUUAUAUGAUGUGAAA